CAGCCUACUGCUGCUGGACGGUAGGCUUACUGAAAUAAUAAGGACCUCAUAGUCAUACUUCAAUCGGAUUUUUGACGAAAAUCAUAAUAAGACAUAGACAACUAUUAAUAAGUAAAUCAGCGGAAUUCUCGUCAUAAAUAGCUUAAAAUUUGUGAAUCCUUUUCUGGUAGUAAUUAGAGGAUCUUUUCCAUGCGUACAGACAGAUAAUUUCCAGCGCAGCCCGGAUCUGAGUUACUUAUCUGACUCUGAGGCUGAGCCGCGGCUAGCGGCUGCUAUCGCUUUAUCGGGGUGGACCGGGCGGAACGCGAUGGCCUGUAUCGCUGGCAGUAGACGUGAGGAUGAGGAUGAGGAGAAGACCCAAAAUGAGAUGAUACGUCCCUCUCCAAAUAAUUUUACAGAUAAUCAUGAUGGUGGAGGCAAGCAGGCCAAUGAAUAUCUGUUACAGACUUUAGAUGCUUUGGAAGUUCGUGUUGAGAAAAUGAGGGAGACGGCCAGAUCUAUCGAUGAUGAAAAGACCCGUUUGUUGGACUCUCUAAACACAAUGAUGCAGAGCGAGGCUAUUGAUCAUCUGUCAAAAGCUGAGCGUGAAGAGCUUGGACUUUACAUUGAUCGUCUUGUCACUCGCUGCUUGACGGUAGACAUCAACAUCCAAACUAUCCGAACACUUGCACAGGAGGAAUCCCUAUUGAAGGUCAAAGGUUAUCUGCGUGAUCUCAUCGACACUUUACAAUCUAACCUGGAGCAGAGUAGCCAACGGGUCAAGCUCUAUCUGAAUAGUUGCCUUGGUGGGACCGAGAUGGGGCCCAUUGAUGAAAGGUUCCAGGGUGCCCUCUUAGGUUGUGCUGCCGAGGACCAGAAAAUGAUCAGGAAGAAAUUGCAGGAGAUCAAAGACUCCUUAAGUGAGACUAAUGCCUUUAUAUCAAGGCUUCAAGCUCUGAAAUUAGAUUUAUAAUGCAAGGCUAUUAUAAAUAUUUCAUUUCUUUAAUCUGUUACCUACUGGAAGAACUGGAAGAAGCCCUUUGGAAUCUCACAAGUUAACAGUGAUUGUUGAUAUUUUACUUUCAAUGCUCAUAAUUCUGCAGUUUUGUUUAUUAGUGUGCAACUAUUUUAAAAUAAAUGACAUCUUAAGGAAUAAAAUCUGAACAUAAUGAAUUGUCCCAAUGUGUAUAUUGUUCAAGCCUUACAGAGUAAACUGUUUUAUUGUUUUGUUUGUUAUUUAUGGCAAUAUAAACAUCAAACCUUUCCUUUUUAAUAGUAGAGUUUAAAAGUAAAUAUCGGAGAGGGGGGGGGGGGUUAUUUUUAAAACUGUUUUAACCACCAAGGUUUAUGGGAAAUUGUGUUAUGCAAAAUAUUAUUUAAAAUCAGGAAUAUUUCUAGAUUACAGUACUUACAUGUAUCCCUUUUUCCACUUCUUAACAGUACUGUUUUAAUACAAAGGGGAUGAAAUGUUUUUAAAUGAUUGACCCAUCAUAAGUAGGCUAGCUAUUAAAGCCAACCCAAGACCUUUUAAUUCCUGAAACUAGGAAGCGGUGUUGAUUAAGCUGAUUUCUGAUAAUCCAGUAAUCUUGAUUGUACAAAUCAUUUGAUUAUUUACAAUCAUUAUGGCAGGCCAUGAAGUGACAAAAAGGGAAAUUGGUCCCAGGCCUAAUAACCACUGAGAUUAUGUUCUCACUGUAUUGGUAACAUUUGAUCUCCCCAUUCCUGGCGAGAACUUUGCAGAAUCCAGCUAAUCAAUAUAUGAGAGAAUGAUUAGCAGAGCAUUAAUGCUGAUGUCAGCAAAUUGUUAUCUUUUUUUC
Molecule: messenger RNA, 1796 nt
Organism: Lytechinus variegatus (green sea urchin)
Lineage: Eukaryota; Metazoa; Echinodermata; Echinoidea; Temnopleuroida; Toxopneustidae
Gene: bag2
Product: BAG family molecular chaperone regulator 2-like
Exons: 2
Coding region: 308-952 (214 amino acids)
Biological process (GO): protein stabilization
Molecular function (GO): protein-folding chaperone binding; adenyl-nucleotide exchange factor activity
Source: RefSeq, a predicted model, not a curated record